AUGGAUUUCAUACAUCAAAUGAAGAGGAUUCCAUUUUCUCGUAAAAAUACUUUAAAAUAUCGGUUCUCUGCACAAAGAACAAGAGCAAUAGUACUUAUUGUCCAUUCUGCCGCUCAUACAACAACGGAUUGGAAUGAAAUCUUGAUUCAGACAGAAAUGAUUAAGAAAAAUGAGCGCAUCUCUGAAAUUUGUUCAUGGUUUAACGAUGCACAGAUUUCAUUAAUGAAAUCCAACUGGAAAUAUAGGAAUUUGAGGAAUACGUAUAUGAGGAAGCUACUUAAUGACUGGGCAGAUUGA
This is a messenger RNA of Plasmodium inui San Antonio 1, 297 nucleotides long. RefSeq lists its product as hypothetical. NCBI's taxonomy places the organism in Eukaryota, Apicomplexa, Aconoidasida, Haemosporida, Plasmodiidae. The transcript has a single exon. The coding region runs from base 1 to 297 and encodes 98 amino acids. The record is from RefSeq and is a predicted model, not a curated record.